Molecule: messenger RNA, 831 nt
Organism: Lactuca sativa (garden lettuce)
Lineage: Eukaryota; Viridiplantae; Streptophyta; Magnoliopsida; Asterales; Asteraceae
Source: RefSeq, a predicted model, not a curated record
AUGGCUGAAUAUCGGAAACUUCCUCCCAUUGGACCGAGAGUUCUUUCUCCAGAACAGCAGGCUGUCCUGGAUGCCUUGGACAAGCCUAAAAACCGAGGGAAGAGGAUCUCCAAGAAAGAACCCACUGAGGAAGGAAAGUCUAAGUCCUCCAAGUCCACGAAACGCAAGACUGGUGAUGGGGAUUCUUCUCAGCAAAAGAAAAAGAAGAUAAAGAAGAUGGCAAGAAGGUCUAAGAGUCCCACUCCUCCAUGUUCAGAACAUGACGAUGACAAUGAAGAAGAGGAAAGUCAUCAUGACUCCCCAAGGGGGAACACUCCUCCCCGUUCACCUACUCCAACCGAAUCUCCCAAUCACAACAGAGUUCCAACACCACCUCAAUCACCGAAACAUACCAUACCUCUCUCUGUUCCUAUUAUUACUCCACCAGUCACAUCUCAAGAAACAACUUUACCAUCACCACCUCCCAUUACUUCCAUUCCUAUUUCCACAACUCCUUUAUCAUCUCCAAUCCUUACAGAAUCCACAACCACUACCAUUCCUAACCCCACAGUGAAUGUCAACAUAUCUAAUACGGGGGCAACUACUGACUCUACUUAUUUCAGUCCAUACCAGCUUCCGACUGAUGAUGAUAUUGAUGCUCCAGUCACAACUCAACAUUUACAGGAAAUUCAUGAGAAGCUCGAUCGCUUACUUGACGACAAUAAAGCUUACAGUGGUGUUGUUCUUAAAGCCUUCCUCGAGACUGCCAUCGAUCAGUACACAGAGGCCAUUGAAAAAUCUACUCAGGCAGUUGAUGUGUCUACCUCUUCUUGUAAAAGGGAAACAACAUAG